GUUCGUAUGAAUGCAAAAUGGCAGCUUGCGUGUGUGCUGUGGCAGAAAGUCUGCCUGUAGCUGCUUUAUUAUUGUAGAAAAGCUGAGAUUUAUCAGAUCACCAUGGCAGAUGCAGCUGUUGAUACUACCACCCCAACUGAUUCAUUAAUCCCCGAACCUGAACUGGUGGUGGAGCAGAACCAGGAGGAUCAGCCUGCGUCAGAAGGCAAGGGAGGAGAAGACGGAUGUUGCAGCUCCCAGCCCGAUUCAUCUGUCCCUAUGAAAAGCUCUGCCGCUGAACCUGAACCAGUGGAGGUGCAGAACCAGGAGGAUCAGCCUCCUGCUGCAGAGGGCAAGCGAGAAGAUGAUGGCAGCAGCUCCGGUGUCUACCGCUACAUCAAAGGGGAUCUCUUCACUUCAGAGAUCUUCAAGGUGGAGAUUCAGAAUCUGCCCAAGUACAUCGGCUUCAACGACCUGAAGAAGUUCCUGAAUAAGCAGGGCCUCAACCCGCACAAGAUCAAGCUGAUCGGGAGGCAGACCUUCGCCUUUGUCACGUUCAAGAAUAAGGAGGAGAGGGACAAAGCCAUGAAGCUGGUGCACGGCAUGCAGUGGAAAGGGAAAGUUCUGAGUGUGCGUCUGGCCAAGCCCAAAGCUGACCCCAUCGUUAGGAAGCGCAGGCAGGAUGAGGGAGCAGUGGACAGCGGGCAGCCUGACUGUAAGCGUCCUGCUGAUGGGCAGGAUGUGGAGGACGAUGAGCCACUGUGCAUCCAGAUCGCCAACGCUGUGACCCCUCUGUGGAAGGUGCCCUACGAAGAGCAGCUGAGGAGGAAGGAGCAGGAGGUGGAGGCUGUCCUGCAGACACUGGCCAGGGAAAUUGGUAACAACAAUAAAGCGAUGCUCCCUUGGCUGUUUGUCCAGAAGGAGAAGAACAGAAACAUGUGCUGCCCCCUAGAGGCCAUUAGACCAUCACCUCUGCAGACGGAGUAUCGCAACAAGUGUGAGUUUGUGAUCGGCACGGGGGCGGAUGGAGAGGAUAAGACGGUGGGCUUUCGCCUGGGCAAGUACAAAGGCGGCUCCUGUGCGGUGGUGAGCCCCUCGGACACAAUCCACAUCCCUAAAGAUGCCAAAAGGGUCGUCCAGGCCUUCCAGCAGUAUAUCAGGACUACUCCUUAUGCAGUGUACAGUCCAGAGACGUAUGAGGGUCACUGGAGGCAGCUGACAGUGCGGACAAGCAGGACCGACCAGAUCAUGGCUAUGGUCUUCUUCAAUCCGCAGAAACUGCCAGAAGAGGAGAUCAAGUCUCUGAAGGACUCGUUGCGACAGUAUUUCACAGAUGGAGAAGGGAAAGCAAGCGGAAUCACGUCUUUGCACUUUGUGAGAAUCGGACAAAGGACGUCUGCAGGUACAGAGGAUUUGCCGUGUGAGCUCGUGGCCGGCGAUGAGUGGAUCCAUGAGGAACUGCUUGGCCUGAAAUUCCGCAUUUCCCCUCACUCGUUCUUCCAGACGAACACCCUUGCUGCAGAGGUGUUGUACUCGGCUGUGGGCGAAUGGGCACAGCUGGACCAUGAGAGCACCGUGCUGGAUGUCUGCUGUGGAACAGGAACCAUUGGCAUCUCUCUGGCCAAGAGAGUGAAGAAGGUGAUUGGAAUCGAACUUUGUCAGGAAGCAGUGGAAGACGCAAAGGUGAACGCUGAAGCUAACGGCUUGACCAACAUAGAGUUCCACUGUGGCAAAGCAGAGGACAUUUUCCCCACCGUACUCAACGCUAUAGUCUCUCCUAACGUUACUGCUGUCGUGGAUCCUCCGAGAGCAGGACUACAUUCCAAAGUCAUUCUGGCGAUCAGACGAGCGGAGCAUCUGAAGAGGCUGGUGUACGUAGCAUGCAACGCUAAAGCAGCCAUGAACAACUUUGUUGAUCUCUGCCGAGCUCCCUCCAACCGUGUCCGAGGGAAUCCUUUCCGUCCAGUCAGGGCGAUGGCGGUGGACCUCUUCCCCCAGACCAUGCACUGUGAAACGAUCCUGCUGUUCGAGAGGGUGGACUACAGCGCCAACGCGAACAGCACCGAGCCACAAACCGCUGAGAACUGAGGCCUGGGAGGCACCAGUGUGCUGCAGUCCUGAGGGACUAGUAAGCUGGAUAAUUUAAGAGGGAACUGCUCCAGGGUUUUGGCAUCUGAACCAUCUAAUCGAUUACCCAUGCACUGUUAUUCCCCUGUACUCAGAAAAGAGCUGGAGACCCAGUUACUCAAAUCAUGCUUAGAAAAGGCCUCAGAAAUUGUGCUGUUACUCUGUAAUGGGCGUCAUGUAACAACCAACCUUAGGGACUCUGGGACCAAGCUGGUUUCCUCUAUGAUGAAAAUCGGUCGUGUUUUUAAGGAAAAAUUGUGGAUAUCAUGACUUGCGGUAAAGAAAAAAUGCCCCAAAGCCGAUA
Messenger RNA from Pygocentrus nattereri (red-bellied piranha), 2410 nucleotides. It is a transcript of the gene trmt2a, whose product is annotated as tRNA methyltransferase 2 homolog A. Gene Ontology annotation, molecular function: RNA methyltransferase activity; RNA binding. The record is from RefSeq and is a predicted model, not a curated record. NCBI's taxonomy places the organism in Eukaryota, Metazoa, Chordata, Actinopteri, Characiformes, Serrasalmidae. Bases 103 to 2067 code for a protein of 654 amino acids. The transcript has 13 exons. Gene Ontology annotation, biological process: RNA processing.